AUGGGGGAAGUAGAAGGAACAAAUUACCGGGCAGGCAAUGGGCUGACCAGAAGGGUUCAGGGAGUUGGCGAGGAUCUGGAGGGGGUUACACUUCCAUCGCCAUUUGCAGCAGAAAUGACAGAAGCUGAAGCAGACGAACUCGUCAAGAGCCAGCGUGCCCUCUACCAGCAAGCUCUCAAGCGCCGUGAGACCAUUCCUAGCAACGCCUGCAAGAAGAAGUGUACCAACACUCUCUUAGGUGUGCCUGCACCGAAGAAAAAACCCCGCGCCGCUAAGUCCGGUAAGAAGAAAGGCAAGCAGGGGAGGAAGGCAGGAGCUACUACAGGCAAUCAAGCUGACUUACCUGCUCUCGCAACUACCGAAGAGGAGCUUGUCACAGAGGCGCUCCCGGACCUCCCUCUGCCCGCAAGUUCCCAGCAGCAGCAGCAGGCCGUUACGAACCCGAACCCUCCGCCCGCGAGUUUCUUGCAGCAACUUUUCACGAACCAGACGGCUCUGCCCGUGAGUUCCCAGCCGCAGCAUUUCUCGAGCUGUCACCCGAACCGUCCUCUUCCCGCGACUCGCCAGCAGCAGCAGCAGCCUGUUGCUUCCCAGCAGCAGCAGCAGCAGCAGCAGCAGCCUGUUGCUUCCCAACUGCAGCACCAGCAGCCUGUUGCUACUACCCAACAGCAGCAGCAUCACAACCUUGAGUUCCUCGCUGACGCAACCACCGGCGCGCUGGCUGGGGAUUUCUUGACGGAUAACCGCUCCGCCUUCGACAAGGAGCUGGACGAGUAG
Messenger RNA from Closterium sp. Yama58-4, 777 nucleotides. The record is from the annotation of a GenBank genome assembly. Lineage: Eukaryota; Viridiplantae; Streptophyta; Zygnematophyceae; Desmidiales; Closteriaceae.